Messenger RNA from Symbiodinium sp. CCMP2592, 5241 nucleotides. Lineage: Eukaryota; Dinophyceae; Suessiales; Symbiodiniaceae. The record is from the annotation of a GenBank genome assembly.
AUGCUCCCGCGCUCCAGGUCUUCCUCUUCCGGCUCUCAAUGGGGCCUAUGGCAGGAUCUUGCCCUGCCUGGUCAUUGCCUUCCCACUUGCGCCCCACUGGUGCAGCGAGGUCCCAACUCCAUGGACAGACAAGAGAGGAGGAGACGGCGACAAAGCAAGAGGCCCUGUCAACUGAAUCGCCUCUACACGGAUAUCGAACUCGAGCCCGAAGUCGUGACGAUCUCCCCGUACAAGGAGGCUCCAGCUGAUAGAACAACUGCGCGACUCUCUGGCAGGGCCACCGAAGGAGUCAGCCCUGCCACCACUGAGACCUCUGUCGCAGUGGAAAGCUCACGCCAUCCGAGCAGUGUAUACGGGUUGCCAACUCAACCAGCUGGUGGAGAGUAUUGGGUAGAGCCCUUUGGGCCGCCGAGUGCCGAGGCACAACUCACACCCAAUGAGGUUCAGCGACUCAAAUUUAUCCGGUGGAAAACGCGACACCCUCCGCCCACGACGGUGUAUCUGCGCCCAUACCUACGGGAGUCUGCUGGCCCCUCCUCCUCUCAUGAGACUUCAUUCGCCGGACUUGGAUGUGCAGCCAUUAUGACAAAAGCAACCGGACAGCCUUUGGAUGCCAAUCCAUGCCCCGCGUCUAUGAAGCCCAGCAACGCGCAUGAAGAGACCACGACCCGACCUCGUCGCAGAGCCAAGCAUGCCAGCAGGCCGGCCAAGAAGCAGCAUCAAGGAGUUGAGCUCUGCACAGAUGGAGAGAGUGAAUCCUCCCCAUCCACUCUCUCUUCCUUUUCAGAUGAACUCGGAGAGUUCCCAAGCGAAAUGACGGUUGGCAGCUUGGUUCUUCGGUUAGUGAGACCACUGCCGCCGCCAACGACACUUGCUGCCUCGUCUAUGGCAACGGGGAUGGCACCGGUUGAUGCCACCUUUACUGCUUCGACCCCAGCCACCGAGGCCUCCGGGGCAUCUGGCUCCAAGACCGAGGACCCACUUGGUCGCACGCCUCUACCUCGACGACGGCCGGCACAAGUGGCUAACGAGGAGAUUGCGGAGGGCAUCACCCCGGCUGGGAUUCCCUACCAACUGCCGAAACCAGUGCCUAAGAAGAGACCGGCCCCGGCAGGCCUGUCCUCCCAUGGGCCUUCUGCACCACCAUCGCCUCCACAGACUUCAGUCUCCAAGGAGCCCUCUACACUGAACUCCGACUGUGCCGACCCACAGGAAGUCAUCUCUACCACGGCUCCAGAGACUCAGCCUCCUGUCCAGGACACCGUGGUCACCACGGUACCGCUGCCUACUUCUACUUCGGAUGAAAGGAGGCAGACUCACCCUCUGAAGCGGACCAAAAAGACCACCACGAGUAAAGGCGAUGCAACCACCCGUGGACCGACACAGCCACCGAAGAAGAAGCGGGGACCUAAAUCCAAAAUCGGUCCCAAGCCGCGCCCUGCACAGACAGCCGACGUGUACGACCCUGACUACAAGCCUGACCCGGCAAGUCGCCCAAAGCGACGAAGCAAGUGGCUGAACAUCGGCCUAGAUGAGACUUCUGUUGAGACCCCGAAGCGAGGCACAGCCACAGGGGAUUCGAUUUCGGCCAGUGCUGGGUCCAUGCAGACCCAGACGUCGGCCUCAUCUGUUGGCUCGUACUUCGUGUCCCGUGGCCUCGGACUCAGUCAGGAUGCGUAUGCGGAACUGAUGCACUUUCUUGCGGAACAACACCCCACUGUCCGACCUCACGUGAUUUUCUUGCAAGAAACGCAUUGGAAAACACCUUCCGAUUACUCUACUGACCAGUGGCACAUCGUAUCCACACCGGCCGAACCUGCGGCAUCCGGUGGUGUUGCCAUAUUGAUCUCUGUUGAUCUCUGCGAUGCAAAUUCCAUCCUCACGGCCUCACCCAUCUCAGGUCGGCUACUCCACGCCCGCGUCCAGCUAGGCUCUGCAUGCCAGCUUGAUCUGAUCAACCUUUAUCAGAAAGUUUGGGCCACAAGCUUGACCAAAGGCAAAGAUCCGCAGACCAACGACUCGCGUCAACUUCGACGUACUGUUUGGCGAUCCUGGCGCCAGCUCCUUGGAAGCCUCCCACGGCGGCUGGUCCCGUGGACUGGCCCCUCGCACGUUGGCGAGGUGGCGGCAGGCAUUGGCCAGUUCUCUUCAGCGGUCUGUCGCUCAGAUGUGGACCCAAGGGCACAGGCCUUUCGACAGGAUGUACGGAACUGGCUUGCUGCUAAUCCCUGUCGCACCAUCUCUGAAGUCAAUCAGUACCUGCAUGAUGUGUCCACUCGAUUCUUCCCCUCUACAAAGCCAACUGCCAAGACAGGUGCCUGGCAGCACCCCACCGUCUCUUUAUCUGUUCGACAAAUGUGGGCCGCCUACAAGGAUUGGAAGCACCCCCCACCAGGCCGGCAACGACUCUUUUCUGCCUGGCGCGCCUAUAGUCAGUUCAAGCGAGCACACCGCGAAUUCAGGCGAGCCACGCGGGCUGCCAAGACGGCACAGAUGCAGGCACUUACACAGAGUAUGCAAGAGGCCACAGACAAAGGAGACGUUAGGGCACUCUUCCGUCUUGCCGCCAGUCUCGCUCCGCAGAAACGGCGCCCGCGCCUUCAACUGCGAGGGCCCCAGGGCGAGCUUUGGACGCCCCAGCAACAACUGGAUUGCUUGAGACAACACUAUGAGGCCCUGUAUGCCUCUCCGGACACCACUGACACCACGAUCUCCUCCACUGGUCCGCCUCUACCUACGACAUCUCCCACCAUUUCCUUCCCCGACUUUACUGUCACCGAUGUUCUUGAAGGCUUGCUGAAGCUACCGCCGCAUAAAGCUGCGCCUCCAGGCAAGGCGACAAGCAGUUCUUGGGUCUUAUGUGCUCGAGAGCUCGCACCAUGGCUACAUCACAAAAUUUCACAUCUUGACCAGGUGCCAUCCGACUGGCGCGAUGCUUGGAUGAGCUUGCUACCGAAAGUGACACAUCCCAUGAAACCCAAGGACCUGCGCCCACUCGGCAUCACUGAAAUUUCUGGACGUGUUGCUGCCGGCCUGGUCCAAAAAGAGCUGCGACCUUACUUGGUCGAACUCCUGGCAGCGGAACCGCAGUUCGCAUAUGCACCAGGAAGAUCCACAGACGCUGCUUUGUCACGCGUCUUUGCACAUUGUGAGAAGGUCAUUGAAAUGUGCACCCCUGCACCCUACAACAUUCUUGACUCUCGCUUCGCGCCUGCAGCCAAGCCCUUGGCAUCAGGAGGAGGCCUACAACUGAGCUUGGACCUAUCGAACGCUUUUGAUGUGUUACCUUGGGCCUUGAUUGAUAGGGCAUUACGGCUAGCCAAAGUCCCGACAUCAGUCCGCGAGUUGGUGAUCUGUUGGCACAAAGGUCUCACCUACCACCUGACGAUACAGGGGAUGAAGGCGAGAAUCCCAGCAGGGCGCGGAUUACGGCAGGGCUGCAGAAUCUCUCCAUUAGUGUGGAGCAUGGCCACAAUUGUGCUGCUGCAUGACUUGGGUGACCGCAUAGGAGAUCACCAUUGGGUCCGAGCUAUGAUCACCGCUUUCGCGGAUGAUAUCCAUGGUGGCGAGUUGAUUACAACCACUGCACAACUUGACAAACUCCUUAUCAAUUUGGGACACCUGCUUGAUGUGCUGAUGGAUGCUGAACUCAACAUCAAUACCCUGAAGUCAGCCUUCUUGUUGCGGUUCACCAAAGGUUUUGCUGCAACGUGGAAAAGACGUCAUGUUCGGCAGACAAAGGAGGGCCUACUCCUGACUCUACGGACACCAGCAGGACGUCAAUUCCACAUUCCAGUGAAAGAUGAGCACAACUACUUAGGCCUAAUCAUCUCCUAUCAACAGCCAGCGGCAAGCUCCAUCACACAUCGCAUACAAGCCGCCUGGACUGCAUAUGGCAAAUCAAUCAGCUCCAGGCUGUCGCUACCAGACAGCUCCGUGCAGCUACUUGCCAACUUGCAGCAGCUACAAUGUGGAGGAGCGAUACAGCAAGACACCGUGAACUGGCAUCAGGUUAGCUUCGAUCGCUUGCAACAUUCCACAGCGGGUCUUCCCUUUGCCGGCUAUGCCAAAAACGCUUUUCCAGGUGGACUGGUCUCCGUGCUCACAUUGAACAAGGUCGGAGCCUUGCGAAUCUCCUGUCCCUACAGGCUGAAGCUCACAAUCCACAAUGGCAAAAGCGAGUUGGUCGUUAUGCAGGAUCCUGAGCUACGUGAUGAGGUUCGUCACCACUGCCCUGAGUGCUCACAGUGGUGCUCUUCUCCUGCCGGAGUCAUGACCCUGCCAGCCACGGGCAACAUGGCGGCGACACCUCCGCCACAGCCGGAGGCUUCGAUCAAUGCCAAAAAUCAGGAGUUGGAGAUGUUUGGCCACCUUUUCAACAGCUUCAGCAACACGGCAACGAGCGGCCAGGCUGCGCAGAAACGCCCACGACCCGAACAGAGGGAUGCUGUCAUGACUCCAUCCUCCACCGAGGUGACAAAUCGCACGGAUCCCUGGACUCUGGAUACAUGGACCGAUCCGGACUCGUGGAGCAUGAGCGGAUGGUCCGUGCCGAGCCUGACCACAGCGGAGUCUUCCAGCACCCUGUUGAUGCAGGUUGCCCGAAUGACAUUGCGGCACGAGCAGCAACUUCAUAUCCUCCAACAAGACACUCGACUCUUCCUGUAUCUCAAACCGAACCAGGAGUACUCCGUGCUACCGAUGAUGCUGCAGCUCGCGACGGAAUGGAGACAGACGAUGGAAACCACUCCGACAAAGCUCACGAUGUCACUACGGGAGAUUAUGAUCCGGGGUCUGCUCAGGGAGUGGAAAACCCGCCUUCAGGCCUUCCAGAAGAGCGAGGAGACCAAGAUCACAGGACAACGCCUGCAGUGGUUGGACAGCCUGGGGCAUUGGAACUACAUGCAUUGGUGCCCGAUCAAGCAGGAACUAGUUCUGACGGAGCGCCAGGAAUCCAGGUCCACCGAAGAGAUCUUGACCAUGAUCCAGGAGAUGGAGGAGCUGAUCACGGGAGACUCAAUCAAGAACUUCAAGUCCAUGAGACAACUCCGCGAGUCAUAUCAAACGGACUGGGUGCAGUUCCUGGUGGAAGUUCAGCUACGCGGACCAGGCGACAAAUUGUGGACUAUUUUCAACGAUCUCAUCGGCAGUGCAGCGCUCCACCUUCUUGCCGCCCGACUCCGGCGGAACCGCUAUCCGUACUCGGGCCUAGCCCAGAGCAUCCAGGCCCAGGUCUGGUGA